Molecule: messenger RNA, 1842 nt
Organism: Paralichthys olivaceus (Japanese flounder)
Lineage: Eukaryota; Metazoa; Chordata; Actinopteri; Pleuronectiformes; Paralichthyidae
Source: RefSeq, a predicted model, not a curated record
GUACCUGUCUACAUCUCCACAGGAACCCUAGCAGGUCUCUGUGCUGCAGCUCCUCCAUCACUAUCAUCAUGGGGAUCUGCACGGAAACUACACCCAGCAGCUCUGGUAAAAACGGAUGCCGACCCAGUCCAGAGACAAAGGAGGCGAAAUCCAGAAAUUGCUGCUGCUCGCUGCUGCUUGCUGUUUCUGGAGAAAGAGCUCUAUGGGGAGUACCAAGAGAACCAAGGAGGCUCCGGUAGACGGGAGGCCACGCGCCUGCUGACAGAGAGACAAAUCAGGAAACACGGCGACCAUCACCGCGGCCGCGGGAAGACGCGGCAUGGACUUGGCCGCCGUGGUCAAAAUGGAUACCACAGUCGCUAUCAGAGCAGACAGAGGAACAGGCGUCAGUCCAACAUGGAGGCUGAGGCCGCUGAUGAGCAAACGGCCGACCCAGAUCUUACGUCGUCCAUGAAGAAGAAACGCUCGUACUCCAAGUGUAGAGACUGCAUAGCACGUGUGCAGAGAUUCCUUGUGACCAGGUUGGGAGAAGACUGGAUCUUCCUGGUUCUGUUGGGCAUCACGAUGGCUCUGGUCAGCUGGACGAUGGACUACGCCAGUGCAAAGAGCCUGGAGGCCUAUAAAUGGAUUCAUGGGGAGCUGAGGGGGAACAUCCCGUUACAGUACCUGGCCUGGGUUUCAUAUCCCCUGCUGUUCAUCCUGUUCUCCUGCCUCUUCUGUCACCUGGUUUCUCCUCAAGCAAUCGGCUCUGGUAUCCCAGAGUUGAAGACCAUCCUGAGAGGUGUGGUGCUGAAGGAAUAUUUGACUCUCAAGGCUUUUAUUGCUAAAGUCAUCGGUCUGACCGCGGCCCUGGGCAGCGGCAUGCCUGUGGGCAAAGAGGGCCCGUUCGUUCACAUCGCCAGUAUCUGUGCUGCAGUUCUCAGCAGGUUCAUGUCCUUCUUCUCAGGAGUUUAUCAGAAUCCAUACUGUUACACAGACAUCCUAACAGUGGGCUGCGCUGUCGGAGUGGGCUGCUGCUUCGGUACUCCCCUUGGAGGUGUGCUCUUCAGUAUCGAAGUAACAUCCACGUACUUUGCCGUGAGAAACUACUGGAGAGGAUACUUUGCUGCCACGUUUAGUGCCUUCAUAUUCAGAGUCUUAUCCGUGUUUAACAAAGACGCAGUGACCAUCACUGCUCUGUUCAGGACAAACUUUCGCAUGGAUUUCCCAUUUGACCUGCAGGAGCUGCCAGCAUUCGCCAUCAUCGGGAUUUCCUGCGGCUUCCUGGGGGCGUUCUUCGUCUAUCUCAACAGACGCGUGGUGCUGUUCAUGAGACGACCCAACGCUAUGACCCGCUUCCUGACUAAACAUCGUCUUGUAUUUCCUGCUGUGGUAACGCUGCUCAUUGCCACCUUGACCUUCCCGCCCGGGUUUGGACAGUUCAUGGCAGGAGAGCUGAUGCCCAGGGAGUGCAUCAACUCUUUGUUUGAUAACUUCACAUGGACGAAGAUUUCGGGAUCCCCUCCUCCGCUCGGUCUGGGCCGCUCGGUCGCCUGGCUGCACCCUGAUGUCAGCGUCUUCAUCAUACUGCUGCUCUUCCUCAUCAUGAAGUUCUGGAUGUCUGCCGUGGCCACCACCAUGCCCAUUCCAUCUGGAGCCUUCAUGCCCGUCUUCAUACUGGGAGCUGCGUUUGGGAGGCUGGUGGGGGAGAUCAUGGCCACUCUGUUUCCUGACGGGAUCGUGUUUGAUGGCAUCCUUUACCGCAUCAUCCCUGGAGGGUACGCAGUCAUCGCCUCUCUGGCCCCUCCAGUUGUCACUCGUUGUCAUGUUGUCCUCGCCACCUCAUCUUCCUCUUCUCCCUCG